AUGGUGCGACAUUUUACUAACCAAAAGGAGUUAGUUAGACCAGCUAAGACUCGUUUUGCUACUGCUUGCAUUACAUUAUCGAGUAUACACCGUCAAAAGAAUAAUCUGAGGAAGAUGUUUACUUCAGAUGAAUGGAAGGACAACAAAUGGAGUAAGGAGCAACAAAGGAAACGAGUAGUUCAGACUAUUUUGUUGGCUAGUUUUUGGACUACAAUUGUUUUCGCUCUUAAAGUAUCUGGCCCACUAGUCCGAGUUCUUAGAUUGGUUGAUGGCGAGAAGAAGCCACCUAUGGGAUAUAUUUAUGAGGCCAUGGAUAGAGCUAAGGAAGCUAUUGCUAAAUCCUUUAAUAAUAAUGAAGAAAAAUACAAAGACAUUUUCACCAUAAUUGAUAAAAGAUGGGAGCUUCAGCUGCAUCGUCCUCUGCAUGCAGCGGGGUAUUAUUUAAACCCGUCAUUCUAUUAUUCGAAUCCUAACAUCCAGGAGGAUGAUGAAAUAGUUAAUGGACUCUACUCAUGCAUAACGAAAAUGGUUGCUUCAUUGGAAGUACAAGACAAAAUACUUGCAGAACUAAUGGAAUGGUGGGAUAAUUUUGGACAAUCAACUCCAAACUUGCAAAAGUUUGCUGUGAGAAUUUUAGGUCUUACUUGUAGUGCUUCUGGAUGCAAGCGUAGUUGGAGUGUGUUUGAACAGCAAGAACGAAAUAGGCUUGCUCAAAGUCGUUUGAAUGAUCUAGUGUUCAUCAAAUACAACAGAGCACUAAAACGUCGAUACAACCUACGAGAUAUUGUCGACCCCAUCUCCUUGAAAGAUAUUGAUGAUAGUAAUGAGUGGUUGAUUGGAAGAUUGGAUGACGAUUUUGAGGAGGAUGAUGAGUUGGUAGUUAACGAUGAUGAUUCUUUAACGUGGGGUGAUGUUUCUAGAGCUGUCGGAGCAAAAGAACCAUCAUUCUAUUCUAGAGCUAGUACAUCUAAACCAAAGACUAUUGUUUCAUGUUCAUCCUCGUCUACCACGCAACGGAAACAAGUAAAUUUAGAUGACUUCGAUUUGGAAGAAGAAGAUACUGAUGGCUAUAAGUCUAACGAAGGAUUGAAUGAAGACGAGGAUCAAUUUAGUGAUGAUGAGUUUGAUCUUUAG
Cucumis sativus (cucumber) is the source of this 1134-nucleotide messenger RNA. RefSeq lists its product as uncharacterized. NCBI's taxonomy places the organism in Eukaryota, Viridiplantae, Streptophyta, Magnoliopsida, Cucurbitales, Cucurbitaceae. The transcript has 3 exons. The record is from RefSeq and is a predicted model, not a curated record. Gene Ontology annotation, molecular function: protein dimerization activity. The coding region runs from base 1 to 1134 and encodes 377 amino acids.